AUGUUCAACACCACUCUUUACCCAACUAGCCUCUCUGUGAACUCCACCACCACUGGCGGACCCCACGGCCCUCCGCCGUGGUACCAGUUUCCAGUAUGUGCCGCUGCCCCUUACGGCUUCAUUUUCUACUUCGGAGUCAAGGUGUUCAACCUGGCUGUGGGGACACCCUGUAACAUCCUGGUCAUCUGGCAGAUUGCAAGUAAGAAAAGUGACUCGUCCACCUCGGACAUCUUCAUCUUCAACCUGGCCAUCUUGGACGCCUACUUCUGUCUGAUGACGCCGAUAGAGAUGACGAACCGGCUUCUGCUGGGCGACAGUCAGAUUUGGUACGCUCAGAGGUUCGCGUAUGGGAUCAAGGAUGUAGCACCGCUCUUUCUCGUAUGUAUCUGCCUGGACCGCUACAUGGCCGUGGUCCACCCUGUGGUGUUUAGUGGAAUACGGGACAACAAGAUCCGUAUCGGCAUUUCUGUGGUGGUCUGGGGGCUCAUCCUGGCGUACGGUUUCACUAAGUGCUUCCUCGGAGUCAUGAGCGUCAACGAGGUCUUCAGCGGUGUCAUCCUCUUUUCGUUCGCCGUCAUGGUCUUCUGCAACAUCUCUGUCAUCUGGGUCCUCAGACGUUCUGUGGCAGGAAAGGAGGAGAUGCACCCGGUGAAGAAAAAAGCCUUCAAGAUGGUGCUGAUCAUCCUCGCUAUCAUCGUGGCCAACUACCUCCCGCCUGUGGCUCUCAUGCCCUUCGUGUCUUACUACACGUUCCUGCAGUUCCGCUGCCAGAUCAGCAUCAGCGUGUUCUCCAUCAUGGAUCUGAGCUGUAGCAUCGAGCCGCUCCUCUACAUCACAAAGAUGGAGCGUAGUAAGAAGCCUCAAGAUGUCAAGGUGUGA
Molecule: messenger RNA, 879 nt
Organism: Cheilinus undulatus (humphead wrasse)
Lineage: Eukaryota; Metazoa; Chordata; Actinopteri; Labriformes; Labridae
Product: G-protein coupled receptor 4-like
Exons: 2
Coding region: 1-879 (292 amino acids)
Biological process (GO): positive regulation of Rho protein signal transduction; phospholipase C-activating G protein-coupled receptor signaling pathway
Cellular component (GO): membrane
Molecular function (GO): G protein-coupled receptor activity
Source: RefSeq, a predicted model, not a curated record